GAGGUGUCGCGCGCUGAGGCGGUUCCGGUGUGGGAGCGGCCGGGGCUGGGGGGGCUGAGGCGGGGUCGGGCCCGGCCGAGGCCAUGCUGUGCACGGCGCUGGUCAUGGCCGGCAGCCUGGCGCUCACCACGGCCGUGGUGGCCCACGCCUACUACCUGAAGCACCAGUUCUACCCCACCGUGGUGUACCUCACCAAAUCCAGCCCCAGCAUGGCCGUGCUGUACAUCCAGGCCUUCGUGCUGGUGUUCCUGCUGGGCAAGUUCAUGGGCAAGGUUUUCUUCGGGCAGCUGCGCGCGGCCGAGAUGGAGCACCUCCUGGAGCGCUCGUGGUACGCGGUGACCGAGACCUGCCUGGCCUUCACCGUCUUCAGGGACGACUUCAGCCCGCGCUUCGUCGCCCUCUUCACCCUCCUCCUCUUCCUCAAGUGCUUCCACUGGCUGGCCGAGGACCGUGUGGAUUUUAUGGAGAGGAGCCCCAACAUCUCGUGGCUCUUCCACUUCCGAAUCGUCUCCCUGAUGUUCCUGCUGGGAAUCCUGGACUUCCUCUUCGUCAGCCACGCCUACCACAGCAUCCUGACCCGCGGCGCCUCCGUCCAGCUGGUCUUCGGCUUCGAGUACGCCAUCCUGAUGACCAUGGUGCUGACCAUCUUCAUCAAGUACGUGCUGCACUCCAUCGACCUGCAGAACGAGAACCCCUGGGACAACAAGGCCGUGUUCAUGCUCUACACCGAGCUCUUCACCGGCCUCAUCAAGGUGCUGCUCUACAUGGCCUUCAUGACCAUCAUGAUCAAGGUGCACACCUUCCCGCUCUUCGCCAUCCGCCCCAUGUACCUGGCUAUGAGGUGA
Molecule: messenger RNA, 845 nt
Organism: Vidua macroura (Pin-tailed whydah)
Lineage: Eukaryota; Metazoa; Chordata; Aves; Passeriformes; Viduidae
Gene: SYVN1
Product: synoviolin 1
Exons: 8
Coding region: 84-845 (253 amino acids)
Cellular component (GO): cytoplasm
Source: RefSeq, a predicted model, not a curated record